This is a messenger RNA of Ruditapes philippinarum (Manila clam), 2308 nucleotides long. RefSeq names its product RAD50-interacting protein 1-like. The record is from RefSeq and is a predicted model, not a curated record. The transcript has 8 exons. NCBI's taxonomy places the organism in Eukaryota, Metazoa, Mollusca, Bivalvia, Venerida, Veneridae. The coding region runs from base 16 to 1317 and encodes 433 amino acids. Gene Ontology annotation, biological process: regulation of ER to Golgi vesicle-mediated transport; retrograde vesicle-mediated transport, Golgi to endoplasmic reticulum; endoplasmic reticulum to Golgi vesicle-mediated transport. Gene Ontology annotation, cellular component: Dsl1/NZR complex.
UUAUAAUGACAUUAUAUGACAUACAUUGUAUAUUUCCAGUUGGAGUUUAUGAUUGGAAUGAUAACAUUGGCAAUGGAGAAAAUGUUGACAGACCUUCCAGAGUUAAUGAACGAUGACCACCAGUUCUGUCACUUGGUGGACGAAGCUCUGUUAUUUGAUAAAGAGAUACGUAGCUCAUACCGGUACCCGGCAACAUAUCCUGGUAGUCUACACGUACUCUCACUUGAUAAAUAUUUUCAUAAGUGGCUUCAGAUUGAGAAAAAAUUUGCCAUAGAGAAGUUGGAUGGCAUGAUGUCAUCACCAACAGCGUGGGAUUCCCAGUAUAGACAUAUAGCUGACGUAGACGAGCUGAAAGUGCCCGAGUGUGGUGAAAGUUUCAUGACUUUAAUGCUCACUAUUACAGAUAGAUAUAAGCCAUUGCCACAUUCUUCACAAAAACUCAGUUUUCUUGACCUUCAACUUGAACUUUUAGAGGACUUCCGGGUGAGAAUUAUACAGGUCAAGGACAAUACCCACAAUCCUUUCAGUGACUGUUUCUGUUCCAUUUUAAAUACAGCACAUUAUGUAACAGAAGUCCUACGAGAAUGGAGUGAACUCGUGUUUUUCCUGCAGUUGCAAUUUUACAGAAUGGAAUGCAGUGAACACGGAACUUCUGAGUCUGCAGAGAGUGCUGAUAUUCCAUUUGGUUAUACAACAGUGUUUGAAGAUAUAAUAGCAUUAUAUGACCGACUAAGACAAGAUAUGUUGAAGGCUAUAGUGAAUCAUGUAUUUACUGAUGUAAAAGCUCGCAGUAAACCAUACAGGGAUGACAGAUGGAUAUCCCUACCAUAUCAGAAGGAUGUCAACCUUGGUUUGUCUACAUCAGCUUGUGAGAUGUUACUUGUGUUGAAGGAUCACUUGCUGGAAGUUGGGGAGCUUAUCAGUAAACCGCUUUUUAAUAUGUUCUGGGAGAAGAUGGCACAAGAACUUAACAUUUUUAUAUAUGAGGAGGUGAUUUUAAGGAACAGGUUUAAUCAAGGUGGUGCAGCACAGCUACAAUUUGACAUGUACAGAAACAUGUUUCCCUUGUUUGGGGAAUAUACUCCAAAACCUGACAGCUAUUUUAAAGAAGUGAAAGAAGCCUGCACAAUUCUGAAUUUGAAUGUGGGUUCAGCCAUUUUACUGAAGGAAGUAUUAAAGUCAGCCCUACAUGUAGCAAAGAAAGAUGUUGACAAGAUAACAGAGGCUCGAACUGCUCUACAAGAUGUAGGAGUUUAUAAACUGACACUUGAACAGGCAGAACUUGUGCUGAAUCUGAGGACAAACCUUACAACAUAGCACUGGGUGUGCUAGAUAUGUAGAAGUGGAACAUAUAUUAUAUAAUUGAGAAUGCUAUAUGAUAUAUGUAGAGAUUAUGCAUUUGAAAUAUUUUAUGGAAAUGGUGCGUGUGAUAUCUAUGUGCUUUACUUGUGAUGUUCUUAAAGAGUUAAACAGCAAACUGUACAAAUAUAUGAACAGUAGGAUCUUCUUUAUACCUCAUUGACUAGUUUAGAUAUAGAAUUUUAUUUGAUACUAUUGUCUGUCUGUCAGUCCAUCAGUCUGUUUUUCCAUUUCAUCCUUGGAGAAAUAACCCAGAAUUUUAUUGGACUACAAUUAAGGAUAACUUAAGUACAUUAUGUAGCAAAUAUGAAAUGUUAUAAUUUAAAAUCUGGUGAAAGUUUAGUGUUUAGUUUAUCAGAAACUUGCUGACAUCUACAAAUAUUUUUUAAAAUAUGCAAAGUGAAAAACCCCAAUGUAACCUUAUUACUGACUAUCAUUGUAAAAUGUUUUCUAACAGUGUAUCUCAGAUGAGCCAUUCAGGAUGAAAUUAUUCUGUUUUAAUACAGUCUAGAAAUUGUAUUGACUUAGAUUGUUUUCUAUUUUCUUCUUUUAAUUUAUUUGAUGUAUUUAUAAGAAAAAAUAGUAAGAUACAGGUGACCACUUUGCAAUUGUACUUGUUGUACAUUGUUUAUGCUGUAGAUAAAUGGAUAUGUUUUCAAUAUAAUUGUGAAAAAAAAUUAAUGAACUAAUAAUUGCAUCUAUCAAUAACUUUUCAAUUAUAUUGAGAUAAUUGCAUUUUAGAGAAGUUAAAAGUGCUUAUGUAAACAAACAGUUGUUGAUGUGCAUUGCAUAUACAUGUAUAGAUAUAUCAAAGAAGUGUGCUUUAUUGUCAUGUGAUCUAACUUCAGUUUUAGUCGGUCAUUAGCAGAAUGAUUUCCUUCUUAUAAAUUGUUUGUGUUUAAUGUAUUUGUUAUUGUUAUGAAGAGAAUUAUAAAAGUUAUAUGCUAAA